Misgurnus anguillicaudatus (oriental weatherfish) is the source of this 2722-nucleotide messenger RNA. RefSeq names its product syntaxin 1B (gene stx1b). Gene Ontology annotation, cellular component: SNARE complex; presynaptic active zone membrane; endomembrane system. NCBI's taxonomy places the organism in Eukaryota, Metazoa, Chordata, Actinopteri, Cypriniformes, Cobitidae. Gene Ontology annotation, molecular function: SNARE binding; SNAP receptor activity. Gene Ontology annotation, biological process: synaptic vesicle fusion to presynaptic active zone membrane; intracellular protein transport; exocytic insertion of neurotransmitter receptor to postsynaptic membrane. The record is from RefSeq and is a predicted model, not a curated record.
ACGCGCUCCAUCCUCUGCAUCGCUCCCCUCCCCCCACCUCUUUUUUUGCAGCAUCAGUACCGCGUUCGGAAUCGCAUUCGUGUGCUGGAGUCAGAGCGCGCUGCGGGGCAUCACUGCACCGCCACGGAGGACGCACCAUCACUGAACCAGGAACAGGGAGAAGGAGAGAAAAAGGCGUGAAACAGCGCAGAGGGGGAAACCAGGGCGCUCGGUUUUUUCUCAACAUCACCCAAAUCUGUGGAAAACUACAGGAGCCAGACGCUUGAUAUAAUAAAGACACAAACGCAGCGGAAAUCUCAAGCGACGUUUUUGGCCAGCACGGCGGGGAAAAAUGAAGGAUCGCACGCAAGAACUACGAAGUGCUAAGGACAGUGAUGAUGAUGAGGAAGUCGUUCAUGUUGACCGAGACCACUUUAUGGAUGAAUUCUUUGAACAGGUGGAGGAGAUCCGUGGCUGUAUUGAAAAGCUGUCAGAGGAUGUGGAACAGGUGAAGAAGCAGCACAGUGCCAUUCUAGCAGCACCCAACCCUGAUGAAAAAACCAAGCAGGAGUUGGAGGACCUCACAGCUGACAUAAAGAAGACAGCCAAUAAAGUGCGCUCUAAAUUAAAAGCAAUCGAACAAAGUAUCGAGCAGGAGGAAGGUUUGAACAGAUCGUCUGCAGACUUGCGAAUCCGCAAGACACAGCAUUCCACGCUGUCGCGCAAGUUUGUUGAAGUGAUGACGGAGUACAACACCACGCAGUCCAAAUACAGGGACCGCUGCAAGGACCGCAUUCAGAGACAACUGGAAAUUACUGGCAGAACAACUACCAAUGAGGAACUUGAAGACAUGCUGGAGAGCGGGAAGCUGGCUAUCUUCACUGAUGAUAUCAAGAUGGACUCUCAGAUGACCAAGCAGGCACUAAAUGAGAUCGAGACUCGACACACUGAGAUCAUUAAGUUGGAGAACAGCAUUCGUGAGCUGCACGACAUGUUUGUGGACAUGGCCAUGUUGGUGGAGAGUCAGGGUGAGAUGAUUGACAGAAUUGAGUAUAACGUGGAGCACUCUGUGGACUAUGUAGAGAGAGCAGUUUCAGACACCAAGAAGGCUGUCAAAUACCAGAGUCAGGCACGCAAGAAGAAGAUCAUGAUCAUCAUCUGCUGUGUAAUUUUGGGAGUGGUUUUGGCGUCCAGUAUCGGAGGAACACUGGGCUUCUAAACGACACCAAGAGAGAAGAAACAUUCGGAGAGCUGAGUGCUUUACCACUAAAACAUGAGGAAACUGUCAUAAAACGGGGGUUGGGUAGGGUUAAAAGCCGAAUAUUCAAAAUCAUACCAUCGAAAACAAAAUAAAUAACAAAGGAGAUGUUACGUACUAGCUGAUUUAAAUAUAUAACAAGUGGGUUCAAAUAAACGUAAUAUUUACAAACUGUACAUGUAAAUGUAUUGAACAUAAAAGCAGCACAUGGGUUACUACCUGUAAAGGAAUAAAAUCAACUUUUUGUUUUUAUUUUAUUUUUCUAGCGUUGCUUUCAUUUUUGGGGGGGCAUCCAGGACAGUGCCAGGAACUGCUAAAUUUAUUUAUGUUCCAGCAGAACUCGGUGUUUGGCAAACCAUAAAUGCAUUAAGAAUACUAACCUACUGACUGCAUAAAUGUUAGACAAUAGUCAUAGUCAGACGUUCUGAGCGAUUGCUUACAUUCAAACGAAAUCUCUCAUUGUUACGUUAUUAGAAAACUGAUUAUCGAACGCUAACAGUCGGACUGCUCUAGUUUAAAUGCAUCAACCUCAUAGCGGAAUUCUUCGUAGUUUUAUUGUGGGCAACCGAAAACAAGCAACGAAUAAAAACAUGAUCUAAGAAGAAGCACACAUCAUUUAAUUAUAGUGACAGGAAGUGACAUCACUACGUUUGUACAUAGAGGUGAUUUUUUUGUGGCCUUGCCGCCAACUUCAUUUGCUGUACUGCUGUACUAGUUGGCAGUGAAGAAACUGACAUUUUUUAAGUUUAAAUGUCGCCACAUCGUCACACGUUUAGAAAGCGACACUGGGAUUGGUAGGGUGGCAUUGUGUAAACUGUCCAACUAUGCAGUUUUGAUAGCGAAAAGUGCCCCAGAUUUUUUAUUUAAACUGCACUGAAGGACCUACAGAAGGAUAAUGAAAGACAGAUAAAAGAGACACAGUGUAUUUGUCUAUACUGUUCUAGAGAUUUCUUACAAGGAACAUUUUGAAACAGAAAAUUUAAAGAUAGCGUCAAUACUUGAAGCAAUGCCUAGCUUAAAUAUUAUCUUUUGGAGAGUGGUCGGUUCCGCUAGAGUUAAUUUUUCUUAUUAUUUGCUUCAUACAGAUGUUUAUUUAUAUGAUCAUUUAAACGAAACGUUUGGACUGGACAAUUACGGUUUUGAGGGAUUAAAUAGAUUUGAAAGUUUGCUUGAUGUUGUUCAUCUUGGUGCUAGUUAACGAUGAGACUCGUAAAACGAAACGUUCAAAACUGGGACAAGACGGACACCCCACGUUAAAUUCUACAUAUCUUAAAAUGGGGUCAAUAUUUGGUUAUAUCGUACGUUGUAAUGUUCAUCAAGCUACGUUUAACACGUAACUAAUCAAAAUACAUAUAUAGAUAUUUAAGCAAAUUUUAUAUAUAAAUAAAAAACUCAAGUUUAUCUCCUAACGCCCAUGCUAGCACCUUGCCAAGAUUCAAGAUGAAACUAGCUUAGAUUUUGUCAUGGUUUGUCCAAAGAUUUUUU